This is a messenger RNA of Guyanagaster necrorhizus, 456 nucleotides long. RefSeq lists its product as uncharacterized. Gene Ontology annotation, cellular component: respiratory chain complex I; mitochondrial inner membrane. Gene Ontology annotation, biological process: mitochondrial electron transport, NADH to ubiquinone. The record is from RefSeq and is a predicted model, not a curated record. The transcript is spliced from 3 exons. NCBI's taxonomy places the organism in Eukaryota, Fungi, Basidiomycota, Agaricomycetes, Agaricales, Physalacriaceae. Bases 1 to 456 code for a protein of 151 amino acids.
AUGGCGGAGUUCACACCCAAAAGCCCGCUAAACAAAGCGACAACUGCCGGCUUACAGGCUGCUGCAGUCGGGACACUCGUUAGCGCUUUGCAAAAUGCGCUUGGAAACCAUUCAUAUGGUGCAGCGGGUGUGUUGACACGGACAGGCGGUACAAUUGGUUUCUUUGCCGCUAUGGGUGCUACUUUUGCAUACACAGGCGCUGCUGUUGCCAACCAACGGCAGACGGACGACUCGUUGAACACCGCGGCUGGAGCCUGUGCUGCUGCAUUUCUCGCCGGCCUACGAGCGCGUUCUUUUCCUGUCGCAUUAGGUGGAUGCGCGUUCAUGGGUGCAGUCAUGGGAACAUAUGACUAUGCUGGCAAAUUGGCAUCAACGGAAGGAGGCCCAAUAGAUCCUGAAAAGCGGCGGAAAUUCUUCAAGAACCCAGACUUGGUUGUAGAUUUACCCUCAAAGUAA